Molecule: messenger RNA, 7453 nt
Organism: Manis pentadactyla (Chinese pangolin)
Lineage: Eukaryota; Metazoa; Chordata; Mammalia; Pholidota; Manidae
Gene: MAN2B1
Product: mannosidase alpha class 2B member 1
Exons: 21
Coding region: 241-2826 (861 amino acids)
Biological process (GO): mannose metabolic process
Cellular component (GO): lysosome
Molecular function (GO): alpha-mannosidase activity; carbohydrate binding
Source: RefSeq, a predicted model, not a curated record
AUAAUGACGUCCAGCACGCCGGUGUGCAGUACAUCCUAGACUCAGUCGUCUCUGCCCUUCUGGAGGAGCCCACCCGCCGUUUCAUCUACGUGGAGAUUGCCUUCUUCUCCCGUUGGUGGCAGCGGCAGACAAAUGCAACACAGGAAGCUGUGAGAGAUCUGGUGCGCCAGGGUGAGUCUGCCUGGAGGAAGUGAAAGAGGAAGCCCAGGGCGCCUGGAGUUUGCAAAUGGAGGCUGGGUGAUGAAUGAUGAGGCAGCCACCCACUACGGAGCCAUCAUAGACCAGAUGACACUUGGUCUGAACUUCCUGGAAAAUACAUUUGGCAAUGACGGGAGCCCCCGCACGGCCUGGCACAUUGACCCCUUUGGCCACUCUCGCGAGCAGGCCUCGCUGUUCGCGCAGAUGGGCUUUGAUGGCUUCUUCUUCGGGCGCCUGGAUUAUCAAGAUAAGAAAACGAGGAAGGAAAGGCUGGAGAUGGAGCAGGUGUGGCGGGCCAGCGCCAGCCUGAAGCCCCCUGCCGCAGACCUCUUUACCAGUGUGCUUCCCAACAUUUACAACCCACCUGAUAACCUGUGCUGGGACACCCUGUGCUCUGACAAGCCCUUCGUGGACGACCCGCACAGCCCUGAGUACAACGCCAAGGAUCUAGUUGCUUACUUCCUGCCAUUGGCCGCUGCCCAGGGCCAGCACUACCGCACUAACCACACUGUGAUGACCAUGGGCUCGGACUUCCAAUACGAGAAUGCCAACAUGUGGUUCAAGAACCUUGACAAGCUCAUCCAGCUGGUCAAUGCCGAGGUGCACACUUCCCCGCAGCAGCAGGCCAACGGGAGCCGCGUAAACGUUCUCUACUCCACACCUGCCUGUUACCUCUGGGAGCUGUACAAGGCCAACCUCACCUGGCCGGUGAAAGACGAUGAUUUCUUCCCCUAUGCCGACGGCCCCCACAAGUUCUGGACGGGCUACUUUUCCAGCCGGCCAGCCCUCAAACGCUACGAGCGUCUCAGUUAUAACUUCCUGCAGGUGUGCAAUCAACUGGAGGCGCUAGCGGGCCCAGCGGCCAACCUGGGACCGUAUGGUUCAGGAGACAGUGAACCCCUCAAUGAGGCGAUGGCCGUACUCCAGCACCACGACGCAGUCACCGGCACCUCCCGGCAGCACGUGGCCAACGACUACGCGCGCCAGCUUGCGGCUGGCUGGGGACCCUGCGAGGUUCUCGUGAGCAACGCCCUGGCGCGGCUCAGCGGCUCUAAGGAGGACUUCGCGUUUUGCCGCGAGCUCAACAUCAGCGUCUGUCCGCUCAGCCAGACUGCGAAGAGAUUCCAGGUGACCAUUUAUAACCCGCUGGGGCGACAAGUGAAGUGGAUGGUGAGGCUGCCGGUCAGCAAUCAUGUUUUCGUCGUGAGAGACCCCAGUGGCACAAUUGUGCCCAGCAAUGUGGUGAUAAUUCCCAGCUCAGACGGUCGGGAGCUGCUUUUCUCAGCCUCCGUGCCUGCCCUGGGCUUCAGCAUCUACUCAGUAACCCAGGUGCCCGGCCAGAGGCCUCGGGCUCACAAGCUCCAGCCCAGAGCCCAGAAGCCCAAGUUCCGUGUCUUGGUCAUCCAAAAUGAGUACAUCCGGGCUAAGUUUGACCCUGACACGGGGUUCUUGAUGGAGAUGGAGAACCUGGAGCAGAAUCUCCUUCUGCCUGUUCGCCAAGCCUUCUACUGGUACAACGCCAGUACAGGCAACAACCUAAGCAGCCAGGUCUCAGGUGCCUACAUCUUCAGACCCAGCCAACAGGAGCCACUGCCUGUGAGCCACUGGGCUCAGACCCACCUGGUCAAGACAGCCUUGGUGCAGGAGGUGCACCAGAACUUCUCGGCCUGGUGUUCCCAGGUGGUUCGCCUGUACCCAGGACAGCGGUACCUGGAGCUGGAGUGGACAGUGGGGCCAAUACCUGUGGGUGACAACUGGGGCAAGGAGAUCAUCAGUCGCUUUGACACUGGAAUGGACACAAAAGGGCUCUUCUACACAGACAGCAAUGGCCGGGAGGUCCUGGAGAGGAGGCGGGAUCAUCGGCCCACCUGGGAGCUGAACCAGACUGAGCCUGUGGCAGGAAACUAUUAUCCAGUCAACAGCCGCAUUUACAUCACGGAUGGGAACGUGCAGCUGACUGUGCUGACUGACCGCUCCCAGGGGGGCAGCAGCCUGAGGGAUGGCGCCCUAGAGCUCAUGGUGCACCGAAGGCUGCUGAAGGACGACGGACGUGGCGUCGGGGAGCCUCUGCGGGAGGACAGCUUUGGGCUGUGGGUGCGAGGGCGCCACCUCGUGCUGCUGGACAGAGCCCGGACCGCGGCCGCCGGGCACCGGCUGCAGGCGGAGAGGGCGGUGCUGGCCCCGCAGGUGGUGCUGGCCCCGGGCGGCGGCGCCCCCUACCGGCUCGAGGCGGCCCCGCGGAAGCAGUUCUCCGGGCUGCGCCGCGAGCUGCCGCCGUCGGUGCGCCUGCUCACGCUGGCCCGCUGGGGCCCGGAAACGCUGUUGCUGCGUGUGGAGCACCAGUUCGCGGUGGGAGAGGACCCGGUCGGCAACCUGAGCUCCCCGGUGUCCUUGGACUUGAGGGCCCCGUUCCCACACGCCGCCCCUCUCCCCCCCGGCUGGACCUUUCCACCAUCACGCUGCAGCCCAUGGAGAUCCGCACCUUCCUGGCCUCGGUCCAGCGGAACGAGGAUGGCUAGACCCUCUGCGGGCAGGGCGCCCUCUUCCGAGCCCCUCCUCUCGCUGCUGCUGCCACUAACAAAAGCCAUUAAAAUGCCACUACCGGGACUCAGGUCAAAAUGUGAAUGAGUGUGGUUUCUGUUUUUGUUUUCUGAGGUGUAUGGAAUUUGACAAAGGCCAGCCAACCCUAGCUGACCCUUGACACGAGGCUUUGCAGGAAAGUCACUUGCUGGCCUGAAUCCCCAUACCAGACUACACCGCUCAUAGCGUGCUGUCCUCCGUUCCUGUUUAGCUGCUCCAUCCACUCAGGCUGUGGCACAACUAUCUCGAGGAAGACACUGAGGGCAGGCCUGUGGCAGACCUGGGUGCAGAGAACCAGAUACAAGCCAGGGCCUCCCAGACCGCCUUUGGGGAGCUCUGCCCCGAGGGCAAGGAAUCUGGAAGGUCCUGGUGGAGGAGGUGGAACCAGAGGCUGGUUCCCAAACGAGGACUUGAACAGGAGGGCUGGAGCUUCGGGCCUCCUAGGAGGCAGGCAGAGAGCCUGGCAUGCCCUGGUGUGCUCUGGGUCCAUUACAGAGGAAGGAGACUUGGGGAUAAAGGAAGUGGAAAUUACUACCCUCCAACCGUUACCUUCUUAUGCAGGUUCCUGAAGGUGCAUGGAUGUUGGGGAAGACAUCCCAGGCCCGUGUGGACACCAGUGCUGAGGUGCAUGUGCCCCUGACUGUUGGAUGCACCUCCAGAGAGUAUUUCUGUUUCCCUCAGUGGAGUAGGCAUGAGCUUGGGCCACCUAGGAACCCCUGGGGAGGGCACGACAGACCUACAUGCCAGAUGUGCCUCUUGAAAAUGUUUCUGUCUCCCCUAAGAUGUACCAGAGAGGCCCAAGGAGGGUACCCCAGUCUAGUUGCCACCAUGCAUGGGGUCCAUUUGCUGGAUGCAUGUUCAAAACUUCCAAAGGCAGGCAUUGUCCUGGACUGGUCAAGGAGAGUGACUGGUAGGGGUUGCCCUGUGACCACCCUCAGUCUUGCAUGGGCCUGAUGGCUGGUUGUACCCCUGUAAACCUCUCUAGCCAUCCUUUGGUGAUGGGGACUGGGCACAGGCUAGAAGGAGACUCGGGUGGCACCCAGGCCAGGCUGUGGUUCUGCAUGGGGGGGCCUGAUACUGGAUCCUCCUGGUGGCGCCUUCUGCAGACAUCUGUGUCCCCAUCCGAAUGGGAGGCACUGGCCCUGGCUGGACAAGUAAAUCAACGGAGGGUGCCUUGGGCUCAGCUGCUAUCACUCUUGGGUCCCAGUCAUGGGAGCACCUUCUGAAAAGCUUCUAUGACCUUUUGAGGAGGCUAGGACUGAACUCCAGUUGCUGGAUGCACUCCCCACUCCACUCCCCAUCUUUUUCUGUUUCCCUCUGGAGGCAGCAACCAGCUGCAGGCAUCCAGGGAGGCCGAGGGAGUGUGUUCUGGGCCCAGCCGCAGUCAUAUGUGGGACCUAUUCAUUAUACAUGCCUUUGAAAACCUUUCCACCUCCCUGUCUAGAGGGAGGCAACAGCCACGUGGGCUGGGGGCCAACAUGGAAGGUGUCCUGGGCCUGAGCACAGUUCCAUGUAGAGCUGGGUUGCCAGACGUGCUCCUGAAAAACAUUCUUAUGCCCUCUUGGAAGGGAGAGACUGGGAUGGCCAGGGAGGCCCUGGAAGGGUGCCCCAGGCUUGGCCACAGUCCCACAUGUCACUGGGGUUGCCUACUGCAAAAUGUCUAAGUUGUACUUUGGAGUAUGACUCUGAGAUCAGCUCCAGGACAUCCAGGGAGUUCCGUCGAUGGUGCCUGGGACCCACCAGGCUACCUCUAGCUGAUGUGCGGCCCAUCCUGGGCCAAACAGAGGGGUCCAGGGCUGGGCACAGUGGACCUGGUCGUGGUCCCGUCAGCACUGGGUCAUCUGAAGCACCUCCUGGAGAUGUAGGUUCCAAUUCUUCCUGGGGUGAGCGUGGGGGCGUUGGCCCUGGCCAGUCAGAGAGCUCUGUCCAGAGAGGGCCUUCCAGAGGUUUCUGUCUCCCUUAGGAGGCUCGAUCCUCAGGGGGCUGCAAAGAAGGCCUGAGCAGGCUGGCAGGCUGGCAGGCAAGCAUGUGUCCUCGGUGAGAUCCAGUCCUCGCCUGAACCUCCUGAAAAUACUUCCUGAGGGAGGAAGGCCCCACGUCAGCUCCCUACACCAGAAGGGUUGCUGUCCCAUGUGGGACCUGUUCACUGGGUGUGCCUCCUGAAAAAUUUUCUAAGUCUCUGUAGCAACAAGCCAGCCAGAGGCCUCCCAACUGCUGUGGGAGGGUCCCCUGGCCCUGCCACAGCCUGGAUUGGGCCUAGUAGUUGAAAACACCCCCCCAAAGACAUUUCCAAGUCCCUCUAUACAGGCUAUGACUAACCCAGGGUCUGGCUGGCCCUGAGACUGGUGAGAAUGAUCCUACUGCAGUUGUGAUAUGUGGUUCUGGUUGUUAUAGUCAUCCCUUGAAAAUGUUUUCCAGGUUCCCCUCAAGAAGGGCUUAGUAGUGUGGGCUGGUGAGGGCCACCUCCAGCUGUCAUCACAGGUGCAGCCUGUUGGAUGAAUGCACCUCGCCAGUAUCCUUCCGGGAGUGUAGGGACCAGCCAGUCAGAAAUAGACUGAAGAAAGGCACCCCAACCAAAAUGUGGGUGUGCUUUCUGGAAGUUUUGCUAAGUGUUCCUCUGGAAGGGGGAGCCCCGAGUCCCCCAGCCUUCAUGGUCACAGAGAACCAGCUUGUCUGGUACUAGUGAUGACUGGGGGAGGCACACGGGUUUGGCCAUCGUGUUCCAGUGGGUCACGUAGGUGUUCCAAUGGUAGCACAUGCACCUCCCGGACAUGUUUCCAAACCUCCCUUCAGGGAGGGAGACACUGCCCUGGGCCAAUUGGGGACACACUGUGAGGGCACCCCAGACAUGGCUGUGAUCAAGGGCUUAUUGGAGGUGCCCCUCAAAUGUCUGCAAAUCCCCAUCAGUGGGGAUGUCGGUCUGUGUUGGCCCUAGUCAUCUGAUUCAGCUCAUAAAGACAUUUCCAAUUCCUGGUCAGUUUGCUAGGCUUGCAGAGGGCACCCUGGGCCAGGCCUCAGUCCACCAUGGGUCAGGAGGGUCACAGAGAGUGCCUCCCAAAAGUAUUCUGAGUCCCUCUUUUGGAGGCUGUAACUGUCCCGGGUUGGACAGGGAAGCCCACGGAGGUGGACCCCAACCCACGUGUGGUCCCACGUGGGGCCCACUUUUAGGAUGUUUCAAAUUUUUCUAAGUCCCCCUCAGCAGCCUGGGCCUGCUGGGGAUACCCUGGGAGAACUCACUGCGCCAAGCUGCUAUCCUGCAUGAAGCCUGGUCAUCUGAGGAGCUUCCUGAAAUCUUUUCUAAAUUGCUUUUGUGGCUGGGGCACAGGCCAAGUCUGGCCAGGAAGGCCUGGGAGGAUGCCCUGGAUGGGGUCUUCAUCCCACAUGAGUUACAUUUGUUUGAAGCAUCUCGCAAAAUAUUUUCUAAAUACCCUGUGGAGGGCAUCUGGAGCCAGGACACAGUCCCAUGAGUUCUGUAUUAGUUUGCGCGGGCUGCUGUGACAGAGUACUCCAAGUUGGGCCACCCAAACAGAAAUUUGUCUUACAGUUCUGGAGCUUAGAAGUCCGAGCUCAAGGUGUGAGCAGGGUUUUUUUUUUUUCUGGGUCUUUCAGGGAGAAUCUGUCCCAUGCCUCUCUUCUGAGGCUUCUGGUGGCUUGCUGGCAAUCUUGGGUGUAUCCUGACUUAUAGAAACAUCACCCUGACCUUUGCCUUCUUUAUAUGGCAUUCUCCUUGUGUUGAGUCUGUGCCCAAAUUUCCCCAUUUUACACCACCAUCAAUCAUGAUGGAUGAGGGCUGACUCCAAUGACUUCAUUAACUAAUUACAUCUGCCAUGCCCCUAUUUCCAAAUAAAAUCAUGUUCUCAGAUACUGACCAUUAGAACUUCAGUAUGUAAAUUUUAGGGGUGACACAACUCAACCCAAAACAGGUUCCAAGCAAUGGAAGUGCCACCUGUAAAUUUUCAUUUCCUGCCAGAAGUUGAGACUGGCUUGGGCCAGACCGGGAGGCUCAUGAACCCUCUCCAACCCUACAUCUUGAUGGCUCCACAUUUAGGAUGUGCCUUCCCCAAAUGAGUUUCUCUCCUAAGGGGAGGACUAGUCCAGGCAGAGUGGGAGGCCCAAGGAGGGCACCCCAGAGUGGAUGUGGUACUGACUGGGGCUUAGCUGUAGAAGGCAACCCCCUUCACCCCCUGCCAAAUGUUUCUAACUCUCCUGGUGUUUCUAACUGCCAGGCCCUACAUGAGACUAUGGCUGAGCUCACAGCACCCUCCCCAAAACUCUCUGGUCACUGGGUGUGCCUGCAGAUUGAUCUAAGCCCCCUCCUCUACAUGUCUGUCUUAAUGCCAGCACCACACUGUUUUGAUUACUGGAGUUUUGAGUAAGUUUUGACAUCAAGAAGUGUGAGACCUCCAAGUUUUUCUGUUCAAACACUGUUUUGGCUAUUUGAGGUACCUGGAAAUUCCAUGUGAAUUUCAGAAUGUGUUUUGCCUAUUUCUGCAUUAAAAACAUUGUUGGACCACACUGAAUCUGUAGAUUUGGGUAGUACUGACAUCUUGUCUCCCAGUUCACAUAGGAUGUCUUUCCAUUUAAUGGUUCAACUUCUUCCAUUUCUUUCAGUAACAUUUGUAAUUUCAGUGUACAAUCUCUUGCCAACUUGCUUAGGUUUAUUUCUAAGUAUUUU